Molecule: messenger RNA, 258 nt
Organism: Durusdinium trenchii
Lineage: Eukaryota; Dinophyceae; Suessiales; Symbiodiniaceae
Source: the annotation of a GenBank genome assembly
GUAGCUUCGAUUCCAUUUCCAACAUGGAAAUCAAAGAAGCUUUCCAAAGUGAAGCAGGAGAAGGAGGAAGAGACUGAAGAGAAGGAGCAGUGUCAUGGUGUGGCUGAGCUUGAGGUGUCUGAUGCGACACCUGAUGGCAAUGAGGAGGACAGUGAUCAGGAGACUGAGGAGGCCAUGGUCAGGGAGUCCAAGAAGCGCGAUCUGAGUCCUUCAGAUGUGCAGGCCGAGAAGGAGAAGAAGCAGCGCAUGGACAAAGAG